This is a messenger RNA of Triticum urartu, 1464 nucleotides long. Its product is annotated as anthocyanidin 5,3-O-glucosyltransferase-like. The record is from RefSeq and is a predicted model, not a curated record. Lineage: Eukaryota; Viridiplantae; Streptophyta; Magnoliopsida; Poales; Poaceae. Gene Ontology annotation, molecular function: UDP-glucosyltransferase activity.
CCCAGGGAGAAGACGGUCGUUCUGUCCCCCGGCCUCGCCGUGAGCCACUUUGUCCCGACGAUGCAGCUCGCCGCCCAGCUCCCCGAGCACGGCUACGCUGUCUCCGUCGCGCUCAUCGAUCUCGGCGUCAUGGAAGACACCAUCUUCAGCGCCGUCGUCGCCCGCGUCGCCGCCUCCAUGCCGUCCGUCAGCUUCCACACCCUCCCAGGUGUGGAGGACCCGCUCAAACUAACCCUGGACAUACACUUCAUCCCCAGGUACCUCGACCUCCUGCGCCGCUACAACGAGCGCCUCCACGAGUUCCUCUCUUCCAUGCGUCCUCACGCCAUGGUCGUCGACUCGUUGUCUAGCGAGGCGGUUGUGGUCGCAAAGAGGCUCGGGAUCCGCUGCUACAACUUGUUCACCAGCAGCGCCUCCAUCCUCGCCGCCUUCUCCCAGCUUCCUACGCUCCUUCCAUUUCCACAUGGAAACUUCGGGGAGCUAGGAGACAGCCCUCACGAGCUCUUCAGCCUUCCACCCAUGCCGGCUUCGCACCUAUUGGCCGAAAUGCUCGAGGACCCGGAGAGCGAGACGUACAAGACGACCAUGGGCUCCCUGUGCUGGAUCAUGGAGGCCAAUGGCACGCUGGUGAACACGUUCGAGUCGUUGGAGGCUCGGGGGGUGGCGGCUCUCAGGGAUCCACGGUGUGUCCUCGGUCGGGUUUUGCCUCCGGUGUACUGCGUCGGUCCGUUUGUCGGUGCCAUCGCCGAGGCAAAAGAGCGGCACGAGUGCCUUGUCUGGCUAGACGGCCAACCGGACCGCAGCGUGGUGUUCCUCUGCUUCGGGAGCAUAGGCGCAGAAAGCCACUCCAAGGAGCAGCUCAGGGAGAUCGCCAUCGGCCUUGAAAAGUCCGGCCACCGCUUCCUGUGGGUCGUGCGAGCACCGGUGAACGACAUGGAGAAGCCGUUCAACCCCAGUGCCGACCCGGACCUCGACACUCUCCUGGCGGAUGGGUUCAUGGAGCGCACCAGUGGUCGCGGUCUCGUUGUCAAGCUGUGGGCGCCACAGUUAGACGUGCUCCGCCACAGGGCCACCGGGGCGUUCGUGACGCAUUGCGGGUGGAACUCAGUGCUGGAGAGCGUCACGGCCGGCGUGCCGAUGCUGUGCUGGCCGCUGUACGCGGAGCAGAAGAUGAACAAGAUAUUCAUGGUGGGGGACAUGGGGAUCGCCGUGGAGAUGAUCGGGUGGCAGCAGGGGUUGGUCAAGGCCGACGAGGUGGAGGGCAAGGUACGGCUUGUCAUGGAGUCCGAGGAGGGCAGGGAGCUCAGUGCACGGGUGGAGGCCCACAAGAAAGGUGCCGCGGCGGCUCACAACAACGGCGGGUCGUCGCGCCUGGCGUUUGCCCAGUUCUUGGCGGACGUGGCCAGCCUUCAGGAUCGGGCACGCACUGGGGAAGGGAUCCCCAUGGGACUCAGCGAUGCAUGA